Messenger RNA from Dendrobium catenatum, 1366 nucleotides. Its product is annotated as protein SRC2. Lineage: Eukaryota; Viridiplantae; Streptophyta; Magnoliopsida; Asparagales; Orchidaceae. Gene Ontology annotation, biological process: defense response. The record is from RefSeq and is a predicted model, not a curated record. The transcript has a single exon. Bases 144 to 1103 code for a protein of 319 amino acids.
CAACCAAACGAGCUCCUUGGUGGCGACGCAACGACUGCUUUUUUCCUUUCCCCGUUUAUCCAAUUUCAUAUAUCUAUUAGUUCUGCAAUCUCCUUCCUCCGCGACCCGAAACCUAGACGCACUUACGACCGGAAUCAGCUUCCAUGGCUUCUACCCGUCCCACCUCACCGGCAACGAGGCCUCUUGAAAUCGAGAUCACCGUCGUCUCGGCAAAGCACCUGAAGAACGUUAAUUGGCGCCACGGUGAUCUUAAACCCUAUGCUGUCGCCUACAUCGACCCUGAGCGUCGAUCUGCCACCAAGUCCGAUGACGCUGGAUCCACGCGUCCCGUAUGGAACGAGCGCCUUGUUCUCCCACUUCCCUCUCCCCUCCACCAUGACUCGCCUCUCAUCCUAACCUUAGACAUUUUUCACUCCAAGCCCUCGGAAACUCCCAAACCCCUCGUCGGAACAGCGAGGUCACCGCUGAACGACCUUAUGGAUCUUGAAGAUCCUUCUGGAACCCCUACUCCGAUUCUCACGCUCGGACUUCAGCGCCCUUCCGGCCGAAUCCAAGGCAAAAUCCGCAUCAAGCUGGCCAUUCGUGAGCGACCCUACGCGCCGGAGCCUAAUUAUUCAAUGCCUCCUCCUAAUAUUGGUUACUAUUACUCUGCCCCUCCUCCACCCCAUCGUGACUACCGCUCCUUUACUUCUCCUUCUCCAUACAACCACCCUAUCCCGCCGCCUCCCUCCCAGUAUCCUUAUAAUAACUACUCCGAUCCGUACUCUGGGUACUACUCGUCUGCUUCGGGGUACUACUCUGCCCCUCCUGCUCCGGCGGCAGCUGCUCCGCCGGCUAGGCCGCCUUACUACGAUAGGGCAUCUGGCUAUGGGCUAGGUCCUUCCGCUCCACUGGACUACUCGUCCGCGACACCUUAUGAACAGAAGCAGAAGGGGCCCAACAUGGGAUUUGGGGCUGGAUUAGCAGUUGGUGCUGUGGCGGGGUCGUUGGCUGGACUGGCGCUGGAAGAAGGGCUGAAGCAUGAGGAAGGAAAGAUUGCAGAAAGGGUCGAGGGUGAUCUGGCUACGAGGGAGGAUUACAAUGAUUAUCGUGCUGACUAUUGAGAAUAUGCCUGCUCUUUUUCACGAUGUUAAAGAUGGUUGAAGUUCGUAGGUUAAGGAGGUAAGGAUGAAUAAAAUUGUUCGAGUUCGCAUGAAAAUGUUCAAAUCCAAGUCUAAUAUGUAAAUAGCCCUAUGUUGCCGACUUGAUUUUUAUGCUAUUGUUGUAUGGAUCUUGCAUUGCGUUCUCUUGUUGUGCAAAAUUUUAUAUAUCUAAGAUGGUGGUUUGUCUUAGUAAUAUAUGCAUUCUCUUGGGAAGUUCUCUUGGA